UCCAAACUCCAAAGUGUUCCCAUUUAUAACUCUUGCCACGUCAAGUCAAAACUUUGUCCUUUCCCCCUCUCUCUCUCCAUUAAUGGUUAAUCUUUCUUCCUUCAUUCACUCUUCAUCAUCAUCUUCUUGCUUUCACAUGUUCACAAACCGCAAACAAAAACUCACAAUUUAACAAUUUUCCAGCUCACUCGACCGCGCCCCACCCAGCACUCCUUCAAAAACAACAUCCUUAAUCUCUCUCUCUCUCUAAAAAAAUGGCUUCUUCUUCUUCAUCAAAGGUGGUGCUUCUCCUCACCCUCUGCCUUAUCUCCGCUGCCGCCGCCACACGGACGGAGGGCUCCUUCCAAUGCAGCGCACGCGCCACGUGUCACGCGUUGGUAGAUUACUCGCCGACGAACGACACUACCUACUCCGGCAUCAAGACCCUCUUCGGCGUGAAGAAGCUCGACUCCCUCCUCGGCGCCAACAACCUCCCGACCUCGACCCCACCCAAAACCACCGUAGCCGCGAAGCAGAAGAUUCGGGUCCCCUUCCCCUGCCUCUGCUCCAGCAACGGCACCUCCGGCGUCUCCAACAAGGUCCCCGUCUACACCGUCAAGAAAGGCGACGGCCUCGACAACAUCGCGAGGCAGACUUUCUCGGGGCUCGUGACGUUUGAGGAAAUCGCCGACCAUAACAACAUAUCGAACCCGGAUUUGAUCGAGGAGGGUCAGAGGCUGUGGAUUCCGCUGCCGUGUAGCUGCGACGAGGUGAACGGGACGAAGGUGGUGCAUUACGGGCACUUGGUGGAGUCCGGGAGCAGCGUGGCGGGGAUUGCCGAGAGGUUUGGUACGACGGAGGAGACGCUGUUGAAGCUCAACGGGAUGGCUAACGCCAGUGCCCUUCAAGCCGAUCAAGUGCUUGAUGUUCCUCUAGAAGCUUGCUCAUCUUCAGUAAGGACUGACUCGUUGGAUAGCCCUUUGCUUGUUCCCAAUGGGACCUACGUAUUGACUGCUUACCGAUGCGUGAAGUGCAAUUGUAAUUCUGCAAACAACUGGGUAUUGCAAUGUGAGGCAUCACAGCUCAACCCCACAAACUGGUCAACAUGCCCUUCCACUCAAUGCUCGGACUCGAGCAGUUUUUCCAUUGUGAAUACGACAUCUUCCACUACCUGUGGUAGUGGCACAACUUGUGCCUAUGCCGGUUUCAAUAAAACAACCAUCUUCACCACUCAAGUUCAACAACCAAAUUGUCCAGCUUCCAAUAAUACUAAUGCUGCUUCAAAGAUGGUUUUGCAUGCUUGGAGUAGUAACUUCCUUUUCAUCUCUAUUCACUUGGUCCUCCUUUUGGUCUUUUUUCUCUGAGAUGCUAGUUUUCUGCGCACGAGAUCAUCCGCUUUAGGAUAAUUAGUGUGUGUGGCAAUCUUAGUAGACAAUUGAUUUGCAUUGCAGCGUAUAUCUUGUGUAUGAACAUUUUUCAUUUGAUGUAAAACACAAUAAUACAUUUUUGAGAAAAAAGAGGAACAUGGUUUUGGGAUUGAUUAUCCUUUGCA
Messenger RNA from Morus notabilis, 1531 nucleotides. RefSeq names its product lysM domain-containing GPI-anchored protein 2. The record is from RefSeq and is a predicted model, not a curated record. NCBI's taxonomy places the organism in Eukaryota, Viridiplantae, Streptophyta, Magnoliopsida, Rosales, Moraceae. The transcript has 4 exons. The coding region runs from base 255 to 1343 and encodes 362 amino acids.